AUGGUUGAGAAUAUUGGCGGCAUUGAAACGCUACUGCAGGAAGAUCGAACGUUUCCGCCUCCCGAAAGCUUUGCUCAAAAUGCAAAUAUAAAGGAUCCUGGCGUCUACGAAGAGGCCCGAAAAGAUCCUGAGGCCUUCUGGGCACGAUUUGCUGGUGAGUUGGACUGGUUCCAAGAGUGGGACCAGGUCCUUGACUGGAAUCCUCCCAACGCCAAGUGGUUUGUUGGCGGCAAGCUCAACGCCUCAUAUAACUGCAUAGACCGCCAUCUCAAGACAGCCCGCCGCAACAAGGCGGCAAUAAUCUGGGAAGGUGAGCCCGGGGACUGGAAGGUCUAUACCUAUUGGGACCUGCACCGGGAGGUCUGCCGGUUUGCCAACGGCCUGAAGAGCCUUGGCGUUCAGAAGGGAGACCGGGUAACCAUAUACCUGCCGAUGGUGCCGGAACUUCCCAUUUCCAUGUUGGCCUGCGCUCGUAUCGGCGCCGCCCAUAGUGUUAUCUUUGGUGGGUUCAGCGCUGACUCCAUCCGGGAUCGCCUCGAAGACUCCCAGUCCAAGCUCAAACAGAAUGCCGACGAAUCCGUGGAAGGCGACACCCCGGUCGAGAAAGUAGUGGUAGUCAGACGUACCGGCCAUGCCGAUGACAAGAUGGUGGACGGUCGGGACGUCUGGUGGCACGACCUGGUGGAAGACCAGCCCCUCACCUGCGAACCGGAGGCGAUGGACAGCGAGGACAUGCUCUACAUGCUGUACACCAGCGGAACCACCGGAAAGCCCAAGGGAAUUGUCCACACCACGGGCGGCUACCUGACCGGGACCUAUGCCACUACCAAGUGGAUAUUUGACCUCAAAGAAGACGAUGUGUAUUGGUGCACAGCCGACAUCGGGUGGGUAACCGGACACAGUUACAUCGUUUAUGGCCCGUUGGCCAACGGCGCUACCUCGGUUAUGUACGAAGGUUCGCCGGACUACCCGGACCGUGAUCGCUUUUGGGCUAUCAUCGAAAAAUAUGGCUGUACUAUUUGUUACACGGCGCCCACGGCGAUACGUACCUUCAUGCGCUGGGGCGAGGAGUAUCCCAACCGGCACGACAUGUCCACCCUCCGGCUGCUGGGUUCGGUGGGCGAGCCGAUAAACCCGGAGGCUUGGACCGAGACGGGAUCGAUAUUGAUUGCGCCCCUGCCCGGCAUAACCACCCUAAAACCCGGCUCUGCGACGCAUCCAUUCCCCGGCAUCGAGGCGGAGAUUCUGGAUGAAGCCGGCAACCCCGUUGGUCCCGGCGGAGGCGGCUACCUGACAAUCAAACGUCCGUGGCCUUCAAUGCUGCGCGGGAUUUAUGGCGACCCGGAACGUUUUGUGGAGCAGUACUGGUCACGAUAUCCCGGUACUUACUUCACCUCCGACGGCGCCAAGCUGGACGAAGACGGGUACUUCUGGCUGCUGGGCCGGGUGGACGAUGUAAUCAACGUGUCGGCGCACCGCAUAAGCACCAUGGAAGUGGAAAGCGCCUUGGUGGACAAUUCCAAGGUUGCUGAAGCCGCCUGCAUAGGAAAAGCCCACGAGAUUAAGGGCCAGGCGAUCGUCGCGUUUGUGACCAUCAAGGACCAGAUUCAGACUUCGGACGAAUUGAUCAAUGAACUUAAGGCCCACGUCGCUACCAAGAUUGGCCCAAUGGCCCGUCCUGAUGAUAUUUACUUUGCGGCUGAACUUCCCAAGACCAGGAGCGGCAAGAUCAUGCGUCGCCUGCUCAGGGACGUAGCGGAAGGCCGCGCUCUCGGUGAUACGACAACCCUGGCAGACCCGGCAGUGGUGGAAUCGCUGAAGGCCCAGUAUGGGGACGAGGAAUAA
Geodia barretti is the source of this 1845-nucleotide messenger RNA. The record is from the annotation of a GenBank genome assembly. NCBI's taxonomy places the organism in Eukaryota, Metazoa, Porifera, Demospongiae, Tetractinellida, Geodiidae.